UCUCUCUCUCUCUGACCUUGAAGUCAAGUUAUUGCGGAAUUUAAGCUGAGAUUUGCAUUUACUUGAAUUUGAUAGAAUUACCAUUCUAAUGGUAUCAUUCAGUAGGUGAGCUUCAGGCAUUGAUGAUAGGAUAUAUCCACACACACAUGGCCCAUGGCUGGUGUUCAGUCCAAUAUUAAAUCCAAGAAGCAGGUGCUCAGAUCUAAACAACCGGCAGCUGAUACCAAUAUUCUACCACACGCCCACCGCCUCCCAUCUCUCUCAUUGCUCUCUCUUCCUCUCUUUCUUUGACUCUUGCUUUCUAGACUGAACCAUUUCUUAUUCCUUACUUGCCCUCGUACCUUCCACAUUUCUCGCAUAGACUUUCUUCCUCGCUUCACUCAUUUACAAACUCCCAUUUUCUUAUUCCUUCCUCAUUUUGAGGGUUUCGGUGCUAUUUUGAUCCGGGUCCGGGUCGGUCUUGAGCUUUUCUCACGAUUGUUCGAGUUUGAGGCAUCCUUAGGAUCUGAGUGUUGUUAAGAUUGGGUUCUGAGCUAACUACCUUAAUCUUAUCUGGGUUGUCUUUAAUUUCUUCCAAUCUCGGCUAGUUUUGGGAUUUUAUGAUUCUGCGGGCCUCUAGGUCAUAUAAAAGGAAAAUGGUCGGAGCAGGAAAUGGUCUGUUCUACCCCAUUGUUGGAUUUGCUUCAUGUUUGGCUCUCAUCUACUUGUCCUUUGGUGACUUGAGGAGCAAUUUUCAUGAGAAACAACAUCCGUUGGCUUUUGUUCAGAGGAAUGGGACUCAGUUCACCUUGGAGGGUAAACCAUUUUACAUCAAUGGAUGGAAUUCUUAUUGGCUUAUGUAUCAUGGUGUGGAUGAGUAUACCAGACCCAGAGUCCAAGAAAUUCUGCAGGCUGGUGCAAAAAUGGGUCUUACACUCUGCCGAACUUGGGCUUUUAAUGAUGGUGACUACAAUGCUCUCCAGGUUUCCCCUGGUCAGUUUGAUGAGCGAGUUUUCAAGGCUCUGGAUCAUGUUAUCGUAGAAGCAAGACAACAGGGCAUCAGGUUGCUGCUUUGCUUAGUUAAUAACUUGGAAAAUUAUGGUGGGAAGUCUCAGUAUGUAAGGUGGGCCUGGCAAGAAGGUGUUGGUUUGAGUGCAUCCAAUGAUUCAUUUUUCUUUGACCCUUCCAUUCGCAAUUAUUUCAAGAGUUACAUCAAGACUAUCCUAACCAGGAAGAAUACUCUCAAUGGAGUUGAAUAUAGAGAUGAUCCCACCAUUUUUGGGUGGGAGUUAAUAAAUGAACCCCGUUGCAGCUCUGAUGCCUCCGGCGAUACUCUCCAAGCUUGGAUAGAAGAAAUGUCAGCAUUUGUGAAAUUAAUUGACAAGAAACAUUUACUGACUGUGGGCCUGGAAGGAUUCUAUGGUCCUAAGGACCCCAAAGCCUUAACUGUGAAUCCUGAAAUGUGGGCAUCCCGUCUUGGAUCAGAUUUCAUUCGCAACUCCAAGAUCCCCAACAUUGAUUUUGCUUCUGUUCAUAUCUACCCUGACCAUUGGUUUCAUGAUCUAGAAGUGGAGGACCACCUGAAAUUUGUCAGCAAGUGGAUGCAUUCUCACAUUGAAGAUAGUGAAAAACAACUUAAUAAACCAGUCAUGUUCACUGAAUUUGGCUUGGCAGACCAGCUUGAUAGAUUUUACCAAACUAUUUACGAUAUCAUUUACAAAUCUGCAAAGAAACACAAGGCUGGGGCAGGUGCCUUAGCGUGGCAGUUUAUUGUUGGAGGAAUGGAAAAGUUCAAUGAUGAAUUUGGGAUUAUUCCAAGGGAAAGGCCAUCUACCUAUAAGCUGAUAAUAGACCAUGCAUGUAGGUUGGCUAGAAUCCAAGGUCCAGUUUUAGAACAGCGAAAUUUGAAGGAGUUGUGCUUCCGUAAAUACUGAAUGCUUAUUUUGAGCAGAAAGCCUCAUUCCUUUGAGGGGGAGGUGGAGGGGGGUAAAGUAUGAUCUAUGUUGUGGUUUGCGGUGUUUAAAGGAGGGAAGCGGAUCAGGAUACAGGUUAUAUAGUUUCUUCUCAGAUGAAUUAGAUCAAUUACAAAGUCAGAAAGAAAAGCUACAGAUUACCAUCCAGGAAAGGUUGCUACACUCCAUAUACUUUGCUUGUAAGCCAUACUGUCUGCAGUCUUGGCACUAUGUUUUGUGGCAGGCCAAUGAGUUGGUACUUGAUACUAUGUUUGUUGGGUGGGACACUGAUAGGACUGGUAGCUCACUUAUAGUUAGCAGCAGCACUAGCUCUUUUGUAAUGAUUACUACUACAAAUGUUUUGAUGUUAAUAUUAUUUAUACAAUGCUACUCGUUGGGAUUUCACUUCCUU
Argentina anserina (silverweed cinquefoil) is the source of this 2343-nucleotide messenger RNA. Its product is annotated as mannan endo-1,4-beta-mannosidase 2-like. The coding region runs from base 600 to 1913 and encodes 437 amino acids. Gene Ontology annotation, molecular function: mannan endo-1,4-beta-mannosidase activity. The record is from RefSeq and is a predicted model, not a curated record. The transcript is spliced from 5 exons. NCBI's taxonomy places the organism in Eukaryota, Viridiplantae, Streptophyta, Magnoliopsida, Rosales, Rosaceae.